Molecule: messenger RNA, 2892 nt
Organism: Zingiber officinale
Lineage: Eukaryota; Viridiplantae; Streptophyta; Magnoliopsida; Zingiberales; Zingiberaceae
Product: probable lipoxygenase 8, chloroplastic
Exons: 9
Coding region: 33-2804 (923 amino acids)
Biological process (GO): lipid oxidation
Molecular function (GO): oxidoreductase activity, acting on single donors with incorporation of molecular oxygen, incorporation of two atoms of oxygen; protein binding; metal ion binding
Source: RefSeq, a predicted model, not a curated record
UCACAUAUGUCAAUACAAUUGAAAGACAAACAAUGUUGGCAAAACCUAGUACUCCUCCUCCUCCUCCUCCUCCUCCUCCUCCUCCUCCUCUUCUUGCUCUCCAUUGGCGUGCUCCUCCACCUCUCCCCUUUCAUGGCGCCGGCCGCCGUCUCCGGCCAAGCCGUAAUCCCGGCAUGCUGCCCUCUGGGGUGCGCAGGCCCACGAGAAGGUGUCGUGGCAUUACCAUAAGCUGCACCGGCGUGAAGAUUAAGGAAGUAGUGACCUUGUCUACGGGAGACGGCCACGGCGGCUCCCUCACCGUGAAGGCGGUGGUGACGGUGCAAUCGACGGCCGCCGGGGUGCUCGGCAGCCUCCUUGGGUUCUCCAAACUCACCGACGGCGUCAAGGACUUGCUUGGCAAAUCUCUCCUGCUUGAGCUCGUCAGCGCACAGCUCGAUCCCAAAACGGGAUUGGAGAAGGAGACUCUUCCAGCCUAUGCUCGCAGAGCGAGCAAAGAGGGCAACUUGAUCACGUAUGAAGCCACCUUUGAAGUUGGCGAGGAUUUUGGCAUCAUUGGAGGUGUGUUUGUGACGAAUGAUCAAAGCAAGGAGAUGUUCGUCAAGGACAUCAAGCUUGUGACCAGCAAUCCUGAUGCAACUUUGCCCACUUUUACAUGCAACUCAUGGGUGGCCUCAAAGUCCGACAACCCUGAAAAAAGAUUAUUCUUCAUCAACAAGUCUUACUUGCCAGCCCAAACCCCAAAUGGCCUUGUGCGAUUGAGGGCAAAGGAGCUCGCGAUUUUGAGAGGAAAUGGUCAGGGAGAGCGCAAGAGCUUUGAAAGGAUCUAUGACUACGAUGUCUAUAAUGAUCUUGGCGAACCAGAUGAUGAUGUUGACAAAACCAGACCAGUUCUUGGAGGGAGCAAAGAGUAUCCAUACCCAAGGCGUUGCAGAACAGGGCGUCCAAAGUCUAAAAAAGAUCCCAAAUCUGAAACAAGGAGUGGCUCCUUCUACGUACCUAGAGAUGAAGCCUUUUCCGAGGUGAAGUCGGCUAAUUUCUCAGUGAAGACAUUUCGGUCAGUGCUUCGUGCAGUUGUUCCCUCAAUCCAGAGUGCAAUUAUUGACGUCCAUCUAGGAUUCCCAUACUUCACCGCCAUUGAUUCACUCUUCAGUGAAGGGUUGAAUCUGCCAAAGCUCGAAGGGACGGGCUUAUUGCGGGGUGUGCUUCCUCGCUUGGUGAGGACUGUCACUGACGGAAAACAAGAAGUCCUGCUAUUUGAAACGCCAGAAAUGAUUGACAGGGACAAGUUCUCAUGGCUCAGAGAUGAAGAAUUUGCUCGCCAAUGCUUGGCUGGAAUAAAUCCCUACGCCAUUGCGCUGCUCGAGACAUUCCCUAUAGUGAGCAAACUGGAUCCGAAGUUCUAUGGCCCAGCAGACUCGGCAAUCACAGAAGAAAUACUUGAGAAAGAGAUCAAAGGUGUCAUGACUGUGCAAGAGGCGCUGGAGAACAAGCGGCUGUUCAUUCUGGACUAUCAUGAUCUAUUCUUGCCAUACGUGCACAAAGUGAGAGAGUUGAAGGACACCACCUUGUAUGGCUCUCGUACCAUCUUCUUCCUCACCGAUGAAGGCAGACUGCGGCCUCUCGUAAUUGAACUCACCAGACCAGCCUCCGCUACCAAGCCCCAGUGGAAGCAGGUCUUCAGGCCUUCUUCGGAUGCAACUGAAAAUUGGUUGUGGAAGCAUGCUAAGUCCCAUGUCCGUGCUCACGAUUCGUGCCACCAUGAGCUCAUCAGCCACUGGCUAAGAACACAUUGCUGUGUGGAGCCCUACUCAAUUGCAGCGCAUCGGCAGCUCAGCGAGAUACACCCCAUCUAUCGCCUGCUGCACCCGCAUUUCCGUUACACCAUGGAAAUCAAUGCACUCGCAAGGCAGGCCCUCAUCAAUGCCGGUGGAAUCAUUGAGAUAGCUUUCUCUCCGCUCAAGUACUCCAUAGAGAUCAGCUCCGUGGCCUACGAUCAGAACUGGCGUUUCGACAUGGAAGCUCUCCCAGCCGACUUAAUACGAAGGGGAAUGGCAGUGGAGGACGCCACGGCCGAGCACGGCCUAAGAUUGACCAUCGAGGACUACCCUUUCGCAAAGGACGGCCUCCUAAUCUGGUCGGCGAUCGAGGAAUGGGUGCGGGACUACGUCUCGCAUUACUACCCGACCGCGAGCGAGGUGACGGGCGACGUCGAGCUCCAGGCCUGGUGGCACGAGGUGCGGACCAAGGGGCACGGCGACAAGCAGGACGAGCCGUGGUGGCCCAAGCUGGAAAGUCCAGAGGCCCUGUCACAGACUCUGACCACCAUUAUCUGGGUGGCGUCGGCGCACCACGCGGCGGUCAACUUCGGGCAGUACCACUUCGGCGGCUACUUCCCCAACCGUCCAUCGAUCGCGCGGACCAAGAUGCCGACGGAAGACAACGACGAGAAGAGCUUCGAGAGGUUCCUGAAGAGGCCGGAGGCGUCGCUGCUGCGGUGCCUGCCGAGCCAGAUCCAGGCGACGGUGGUGAUGGCGGUGCUGGACGUGCUGUCGAACCACUCGGAGGACGAGGAGUAUCUCGGCGGGGCGCCGGAGGCGGCGUGGGCGGAGGAGCCAGCGAUCAAGUCGGCGUUCGAGAGCUUCAGCGUGAGAUUGAAGGAGAUCGAGGGGCUGAUCGACGCGAGGAACUCCGAUCCGGAGCUCAAGAAUAGAUUUGGAGCCGGACUCGUGCCGUACGAGCUCAUGAAACCCUUCUCGGCGCCCGGCGUCACAGGAAAAGGAAUCCCUAAUAGCGUUUCUAUUUAAAUAUAUUUUAAAUUUAAAAUCAUUAAUUAAUUAAAUAAAUAAUUUGUUUACUUCCAAUAAAAGACUUCCAUGGAGUGAAAUUUGAUUA